Eucalyptus grandis is the source of this 3949-nucleotide messenger RNA. RefSeq names its product 1,4-alpha-glucan-branching enzyme 3, chloroplastic/amyloplastic. The record is from RefSeq and is a predicted model, not a curated record. The coding region runs from base 76 to 2790 and encodes 904 amino acids. Lineage: Eukaryota; Viridiplantae; Streptophyta; Magnoliopsida; Myrtales; Myrtaceae. Gene Ontology annotation, cellular component: cytoplasm. Gene Ontology annotation, molecular function: 1,4-alpha-glucan branching enzyme activity; cation binding; hydrolase activity, hydrolyzing O-glycosyl compounds. The transcript has 21 exons. Gene Ontology annotation, biological process: glycogen biosynthetic process.
GAGAGCAGCGAGCCUUCGUCUUCGUCUUCUUAUCUAAAACCCUCCCGCGUCGGGGGAGCUCCAUCAUCCAAAACCAUGUCUUCUUCGCUCUCUUCUCUCCAAUUCAAAUUCCUGCAUCUCUCCCCCAACCUCGCCUCUCCUCACUUCCAACCUCCGCUCCCGCCUCACCAGCCCAUCGACUUCGGCCGCCGGACCAAGCUCGAGCUCAGAGCGUCGUCGUCGUCGUCCUCCUCCUCCGCCUCGAAGCCGCCGCCGCAGCGGCCGAAGAAGAGACGGAGCGCGAGCGACGCGGACCGAGGGAUCGAUCCGACGGGAUUCCUCACCAAGCUGGGCAUCUCCCACAAAGGCUUCGCUCAGUUCCUUCGCGAGAGGCAUAAAGCACUGAAGGACCUCAAAGAUGAGAUAUUCAAUCGUCACCUCAAUCUCAAGGAAAUGGCCUCUGGAUUUGAGAUAUUGGGUAUGCAUCGUCAUGUGGAACAUCGGGUAGAUUAUAUGGAAUGGGCUCCAGGUGCUCGCUAUUGUGCCCUUGUUGGUGACUUCAAUGGCUGGUCACCAACUGAAAAUUGUGCUAGAGAGGGUCACGUUGGCCAUGACGACUAUGGUUAUUGGUUUAUCAUUCUCGAAGAUAAGCUAAGGGAAGGAGAAAAGCCUGAUGAGCUUUACUUUCAGCAGUAUAACUAUAUAGACGACUAUGACAAAGGUGACAGUGGUCUUACCAUAGAAGAGAUCUUCAGAAAGGCAAAUGAUGAAUACUGGGAACCUGGAGAGGAUCGUUUUGUGAAAAAUCGAUAUGAAUUACCAGCAAAGUUAUAUGAACAGUUAUUUGGGCCAAAUGGGCCUCAAUCAAUAGAGGAAUUGGGAGAAAUACCGGAUGCUGAGACGAGAUAUAGAGCUUUCAAAGAAGAGCAUAAGGAUGAUCCGCCUGGCAGCCGACCUCCAUUUGACGUUAUUGACAAUGGUAAAAACUAUGACAUUUAUAACAUAGCGGGCGAUCCUGUUACCUAUGAAAAGUUUAAAGCUAAGAAGCCACCAAUAGCAUAUUGGUUAGAGACGCGUAAAGGGAGGAAAGCAUGGCUAAAAAAGUAUGCUCCUGGUAUUCCUCACGGAAGCAAAUAUAGGGUAUACUUUAAUACUCCUAGCGGACCAUUGGAACGAGUUCCUGCUUGGGCUACUUAUGUACAGCCAGAUGCAGAAGGAAAGCAAGCUUUUGCUAUUCAUUGGGAACCACCACCUGAAUGUGCCUACAAAUGGAAAAACCCUAGCCCGAAGGUGCCAGUGUCUCUGCGUAUAUAUGAAUGCCACGUUGGAAUUAGUGGAUCUGAGGCAAAAGUAUCUUCCUUUAAUGAAUUCACUGAGAAGGUUCUUCCUCACAUCAAGGAUGCUGGUUAUAAUGCAAUCCAAUUGAUUGGGGUAGUUGAGCACAAGGAUUAUUAUACUGUUGGCUAUAGAGUGACGAAUUUUUAUGCCGUGAGCAGCCGAUUUGGUACUCCUGAUGACUUCAAGCAUUUGGUUGAUGAAGCACAUGGUCUUGGAUUGUUGGUCUUUUUGGAUAUUGUCCAUUCCUAUUCAGCUGCAGAUGAGAUGGUCGGUCUCUCACUGUUUGACGGUUCAAACGACUGUUACUUUCAUACAGGUAAGCGAGGACAACACAAAUAUUGGGGUACCCGAAUGUUCAGAUAUGGAGACCCUGAUGUUCUGCAUUUUCUUCUAUCUAAUCUAAAUUGGUGGGUUGUUGAGUAUCAUGUUGAUGGUUUCCACUUCCAUUCUCUCUCAUCAAUGAUGUACACGCACAACGGUUUUGCCUCUUUUACUGGAGACUUUGAAGAGUACUGCAAUCAAUAUGUUGACAGGGAUGCAUUGAUGUACCUCAUUUUGGCAAAUGAAAUACUCCAUGCUCUUCAUCCAAAUAUAGUGACAAUUGCUGAAGAUGCGACAUCUUAUCCAGGUCUGUGUGAGCCAACUUCGCAGGGUGGAUUGGGAUUUGAUUAUCAUGUCAAUUUAGCUGUAUCAGAGAUGUGGCUGUCUUUACUUGAAAAAAAUCCAGAUCAGGAGUGGAGCAUGAGUAAGAUUGUCAGCACAUUUAUUGGUAACCGACACUAUGCUGAUAAGAUGCUAAUUUAUGCGGAAAACCACAAUCAAUCCAUAUCUGGAGGACAGUCAUUUGCUGAGAUACUUUUUGGUAAAAUCAGUGAGCAUUCUUCUGGCUCAAGAGAUCUACUACUUCGAGGCUGUUCAUUGCACAAGAUGAUCCGACUAAUAACAUUCACAUUAUGUGGACAUGCUUUCCUCAACUUCAUGGGUAACGAAUUUGGACAUCCGGAGAGGGUUGAAUUUCCGAUGCCAAGCAACAACUUCUCCUAUUCCCUGGCCAAACGGCGCUGGGAUCUGUUGGGAAAUGGAGUGUAUCAAAAUUUGUUUUCCUUUGACAAGGACAUGAUGAAGUUGGAUGAGAAUGAGAGGGUGAUUUCUAGAGGUUUUCCAAAUAUCCAUCAUGUGAAUGACUCCAGCAUGGUGAUUUCUUUUAUACGAGGUCCUCUUCUCUUUGUAUUUAACUUUCAUCCAACUGCUUCCUAUGAAAGAUAUGUGAUAGGCGUGGAAGAGGCUGGAGAGUAUCAAGCAAUACUAAAUACAGAUGAAAAGGACUAUGGAGGACAAGGGCUUAUAGAGGAAAGCCAGUAUCUCCAGAGAACCAUUAGCCGACGAGCUGAUGGCUUGCGGAAUUGCUUGGAAGUGCCUGUACCAAGUAGGACUGCCCAGGUGUACAAAUUGAAACGGAUCUUGAGGAUAUAAAUAUUAUAUAACUUUCUCAACAAGAGUUCAUUCGGAGGUUGGAAAGGACAAAGAAAUGCAAUUUUGCAAAGCUAAUUUUGAAACACAAGAAGCAGGCGAGAUAAAAACACUGCUUGGCAUGUCAGCUCUGAAAGAUUACUUGCCCUUUUGACUUGCGUCAAUGCUAGUUGCUGGAACAUAAAACUGUGACAGAAUAUAAUUCCAAUUGAGGUAUAAGGUGGAAUUUUAGUCUAUUCACCUUAGAAAUUUUUGCCGUCCUCUUUCAAGGAAACAGAUCAAACUUUUUCUGGCAUGGGCAGCCUGGAGUAGUGAAAGUGUCAGCUCUCACAACAUGUGGAAUCACUAAGAAUCGGAGUGGCAUCAGGGCAGACCAUUCAGAAUCUAAGGCCCUCACUCCCUUUUUUUUUUUGGAGAUCGCGACCCUUACUCCGUUUGGUGUCUUGCAGAGGAACGUAUGUGGUUGGUCUAGAUCUCUCUGACAGAAGACCGUAGAAAGAUCAUCCAUUGUCUUCUUUUUGGCUCCUUCAUUUGAUCAUGUAUAUCCAUUACCUUUUACAUGACUGUUUUUUUUAAAGACAAAAUUUGACACAAGAGGGAGUUUGUAUUGUAAUUAGCGAACCAUUUAAAAGGAGCAUGAGAUUAUUGUAUUAGGUCGUCCUCAAUGCUGUAAGAGAUUGCGUCUAUAUGUGAGCAACAGGGGCAUGGCAAUUGGAUUGAGCUGGUGGAAUGCAUCGUCCUGUGAAUCCUCCUGAUCUAAUGAUGGCCGCUUGAACAUUGCGAUCAGUAACUUGCUAACUUGUCCACGAAAUUUCUGUGCUGGAGCGACACGGGUGGCUUCACCAUAGCUUCUUGUGUAGGGCUUGAUUGAGCGGGUGAUUCAAGAUUUGUCGGAUGGCAUGUGAAAGGUCAGCCACACAAUCUGCCAUUUGAGAUCCAUACAAGAAUAAGGGGGGAGACAAUGUCAGAGUUCUGGUCCGAGUGGCGUUAAAUUUGGAAGCCUUUUAGGAAGAUUUGUCAAGUCUAUGCCAUCAAUCUUUCUGCCAUUCGUCCUGCGCCUCCAAUUUGGUAGUGGAUUUGUCCCUUCAAAUGUUGAAAUUCAAAUUAUCAAAGUUCUGUCUAAUAGAAAUAAAAAAAAUUCGUGUCGGAGAUACUCGUCAAA